GGGGCGGAGGUGGAGGCGGCCGGGCGGCCCGAGGCGCCAGAGGACGAGGAGGACGAGGAGGAGGCGCUGCCGCACUCCGAGGCGGUGGACGUGUUCCAGGAGGGUCUCGCCAUGGUCGUGCAGGACCCGCUGCUCUGCGACCUGCCGAUCCAGGUUACUUUGGAAGAAGUCAAUUCGCAAAUAGCACUAGAAUACGGCCAAGCAAUGACAGUCCGAGUGUGCAAGAUGGACGGAGAAAUCAUGCCUGUGGUUGUGGUCCAGAACGCUACCGUCCUGGACCUGAAGAAGGCCAUUCAGAGAUACGUGCAGCUCAGGCAAGAGCGUGAGGGGGGCAUCCAGCACAUCAGCUGGUCCUACGUGUGGAGGACCUACUACCUGAUCUCUGCAGGAGAGAAGCUCACAGACGACAGGAAGAAGCUCCGAGAUUACGGUAUCCGGAAUCGAGAUGAGGUGUCCUUCAUCAAAAAGCUGAGGCAAAAAUGAACGUCCGGACAUGGACAGCUCUGUGCCGGUGGCUGGUACCGGCUGGAACGCAGCCAGGCCCUGGGCCCAAACAGCCAAGUCAGGCGGCACGUGGGCCUGGCCCUGCGUACAAAAUAAAUCUACUUGCUCCUCA
Messenger RNA from Lontra canadensis (Northern American river otter), 616 nucleotides. RefSeq names its product small nuclear ribonucleoprotein U11/U12 subunit 25 (gene SNRNP25). Gene Ontology annotation, molecular function: protein binding. The record is from RefSeq and is a predicted model, not a curated record. Gene Ontology annotation, biological process: mRNA splicing, via spliceosome. Bases 112 to 483 code for a protein of 123 amino acids. NCBI's taxonomy places the organism in Eukaryota, Metazoa, Chordata, Mammalia, Carnivora, Mustelidae. Gene Ontology annotation, cellular component: U12-type spliceosomal complex. The transcript is spliced from 5 exons.